This is a messenger RNA of Dermacentor andersoni, 1638 nucleotides long. RefSeq names its product venom serine carboxypeptidase-like. Gene Ontology annotation, biological process: proteolysis. The record is from RefSeq and is a predicted model, not a curated record. Lineage: Eukaryota; Metazoa; Arthropoda; Arachnida; Ixodida; Ixodidae. Gene Ontology annotation, molecular function: serine-type carboxypeptidase activity.
UGAAGGUGAAGGACGCACACUUCUUUGCGUCUGGUCACGACGCAAACACAGUUGUCCACUGGAAGCAUGCGGAAAGCAGCGAUAGCGUCUGCAGCGGACUCCACCAGAGCAACGUGCUUCGACCCCUCACGUCGGCAGACAUGGAGCUCGCAGCGGCUGUGGUCCUGUUCCUCUGUGCCGGACACCUGACUGUACUCGGAACGUGCGCUGCCGGCGGGCUUCAGGCACGAGAGGACGUCGCGGAGGAACCCGAAGCCGGCAACGACGAUGAAGCUGGGCAGGCCUUGUUCCUGACACCUCUAAUCAAGGACGGAAAACUAGACGAAGCCAAGUCGAAGAGCAAAGUCGGCCCCCUCGGCGCCGAUUACGAAGUGCCUGGCUACUCAGGUUACAUCACCGUCAACCCGCAGUAUAACAGCAACCUGUUCUUCUGGUUCGUGCCAUCCCUGAGUGAUCCGGACAAUGCACCGGUGAUACUGUGGAUGCAAGGCGGACCCGGAACCACAUCGAUGCUGGGUUUCUUCGCCGAAAACGGGCCGUACGUACUGUCGGCUGACGGCAGCGAGAUCAGGUACCGCGAGAUCAACUGGGCGACGCGCUACUCGAUGCUGUACGUGGACCAGCCUGUGGGCACGGGCUUCAGCUUUACUGAGAACGAAGCCGGCUACGCGCGCAACCAGACAGACGUGGGCCGGGACAUGCUCGAGUUUUUGCAGCAGUUCUUCACGCUAUUCGGCGACCUGGCCGGGAACGAGUUGUACCUCUCGGGAGAGUCUUAUGCCGGUAAGUACGUUCCGACAGUUGGAGCCACGUUGCACCAGAAUGCCGACACGAUGCGGGUGAAGAUAAACUUCCGGGGUAUUGCCUACGGCAAUGGUAUAACGGACCCGAUCCACAUGAUGGACGUCGGCGAGGUCAUCUACGGGGUCGGCCUGAUUGAUCGAAGCUCCGCCGACUACAUGAGGAGCGUCGCCCGAGAGGCGGUCCAACAUAUCCGCGCCGGCAACACAAUCGAAGCCCUCAUGCUCAUGGACACACUGUUCUUCGGAAUCGCGACCGAGGGCAAGGGCGACACCUUCUUCAUGAACGUCACCGGAUACAGUUACUACUACAACUACCUGACCGACACCGAGCCCAAAGGCUCCAGGGCGUACAAGGUGUUCCUGCCGAAGCCUCGAGCCAGACGCGCGCUGCACGUGGGUGACCGGGAGUUCAGCACGACGCGCGAGGUCGUGGUCGGCCACUUCCUUGACGACUUCAUGCGCUCGGCCGUACCGCAGUUCACCGAGGUACUAGAGAACGGCUACAAGGUUCUCGUGUACAGCGGCCCCCUGGACUUGUGCGUGCCUACAACCAUGACCGAGAACUUCCUCGCUCACGUCGCCUGGGCGCACGUCGACCGCUGGGCCCACGCUCCCCGACACCAAUGGUGGAGUGCCGAUGGCCAGCAGCUGUACGGUUACAAGAAAACUGUCGAGAACCUCAACUUUGUGGUGGUGCGUAACGGUGGCCACGAGCUGCCUUACGACCAGCCCGAGGCCAUGAUGGAGCUUAUCACGGCCUUCGUUGACGGCACGGAGCCCUUCGCCGAUGUGUCUGCCGCCACUGUCGAAUAAAUGUCACCUUUGUGUACAACUG